Molecule: messenger RNA, 1941 nt
Organism: Pediculus humanus corporis (human body louse)
Lineage: Eukaryota; Metazoa; Arthropoda; Insecta; Psocodea; Pediculidae
Product: Pendrin, putative
Exons: 1
Coding region: 1-1941 (646 amino acids)
Biological process (GO): transmembrane transport
Cellular component (GO): membrane
Molecular function (GO): sulfate transmembrane transporter activity; chloride transmembrane transporter activity; bicarbonate transmembrane transporter activity
Source: RefSeq, a predicted model, not a curated record
AUGCAAAACGAAGAAGAAACAUCUUCAAAAGAUGACGAUGAAGAAUUAUUAUUAUUAACAGAAGAAAAAUUUCGUGAAAAAUACAAUUAUGAAGAAAUGAAAAAAGUUACAUUUAAAAAAAAAUUUAAAAGAAAUUUAAAAUGUAACAAAGAAAAAAUAUUAAAUUUUAUCCCGAUAUGUAGAUGGUUACCAAAAUAUAAUCCGAAAAAAGAUUUGGGAUAUGAUAUUAUUGCGGGAAUAACAACAGCAGUCAUGCAUAUACCACAUGGACUUUCAUAUGCACCCCUCGCAAGGGUUGAUCCCAUAAUCGGUUUAUACAUGGCUAUUUUUCCUGUUUUUGUUUAUAUGAUAUUUGGUACUUCUCGUAUACUUUCCAUCGGAACUUUUGCCGUUUUAUGUACAAUGGUAGGCGAUGUCGUAAAUAGUCAUCAAGCUAAUUAUCAAUCUUUAAUCGAUAAAGCUUAUGCUACGAAUAACACUUUAAUCGUACAACAUAAUUAUACGUCAUUAGAAGUGGGUACUGCUGUUUGUUUGCUUGUUGGUUUUUGGCAAUGUUUGUUAGGUUUUUUAAGAUUGGGGGUUUUUAUGGUUGUCAUGUCAAAAAGCAUGGUAUCCGGUUUUACGACGGGAGCUGCUAUAUGCGUUUUUUCCUAUCAGCUUAAAUCAAUUUUCGGUAUCCACGUUCAAACAUUUACUGGCGCAUUAAAACUCGUUUAUUUUUACAUAGAUUUUUUCAGUAAAAUAAAAACAACGAAUUGCGUGACACUCGGCACGUCAUUAUCCGCUAUUGCUCUAUUGUUAUUUUUUAACGAAUAUUUAAAACCAUUAAUUAAAAAAAAACAUCCUAAAAAUCGAAUACCCGUACCCAUAGAAUUGUUUGUAUUAGUAAUAGGUAUAUUAACAUCUUACAUGUUAGAUCUUAAGAAAAAUUAUAAUGUCGAAAUAGUAGGAUACAUACCACAGGGUAUGCCUGUAGCUCAAAUGCCCCCCCUAUCACUAUUACCCCACGUAAUUACAGAAAGUUUUAUGGUGGCUUUAGUCGCUUUGUCAAUAAAUUUGUCUCUGACAAAAAUUUUUGAAUCAAAAUCCGAUUAUGUAAUUGAUGAUAAUCAAGAAUUAAUUGCUUAUGGUUUUUCAAAUAUCGCAUCUUCAUUUUUUUUAUGUUUGCCUUCUGCUGCAUCACUUUCUAGAACCACAAUACAAUAUUCAACCGGUGGUAAAACACAAUUGGCUAGUUUUUUCAGUGCCGUACUCAUGAUUCUAACAAUUAUUUUUGUACAAUUUUUAUUCGAACCCGUACCUUAUUGCAUACUCGGAUCGAUUGUUGUCGUUACUCUUAAGGGGCUACUUCUACAAGUAUUAGAUUUGCCAAAAAUUAUAAAAGAAAAUUUAAUGGAUGGAAUAAUUUGGAUCGGUACAUUUUUUGCUGUUAUAUUAAUUGAUAUCGAUAUAGGAUUAGGGGUUGGAAUACUUUUAUCCGUUGUUUCCCUUGCAUUUUCUUCUUCGGUUUUAAAAGUUAACGUCAUAGGACAGGUUCCUCAAUCAAAUAUAUAUUUAAAUAUGGAAUUUUAUAAAUCAGCAACAUCAAUACCCUAUAUAUUGAUAUUAAAAAUCGAGGGAAACGUUACUUUUGCCAAUUGUAGUAAUUUAGAAAAAAAAAUAUUAAGAGAAUAUAAGAAUUUUUUUGCAUUUUCCAUCGAAGAUGAUUCAAAUGUAAUAUUAGAUUUAAGUUCAAUGAAUACCAUCGAUCCCACGGGAGUUAAAAUUUUUAUUGAAUUAUAUCAAUAUUUUUCUAAAUUAAAUACUAAAUUAUAUAUAACUCAUUGUAAUAAUAGAGUGUAUAGAGUUUUACACAAAUGUAAAUUUUUUACAAUUUUUCCAAAAGAACAAGUGGCAGCAUCGGUAAAUGAUGUCGUCAUUUAUUUAAAUAGUAAAAAAUAA